UUGGUACAUGCCAACAUUGCACAAUUUGAACUGAUCAAGUAUGGCUAAAUUAGUAUUGUUGGCUGCAGUUGGGCUGUUUUGCCUCAACGGCGUUAUUGGUCCUAGAGUCCAGUGUGACUUUAGUGAUGCUGACUGUAUAACCAGAACUUCUCAAGCAGGUUAUUCUGAUUUCGUUAAUGGUAUUCCUGGUGUGGCACCUUCUGACCCUUUGCGCCAAGAUUUCAUUGUAGGAAAUCUCCCAACAAUUAAAUACACUAUUAAAGAUGGCGUUUUGUCUGGAUUCAAGAAAUGUUUUAUUGAACUAAAAAGAUUUAUGAAAGAUAAAACAUUCGACUAUCAACUUAGAUGCCCACAACUUACUUUGGUCGGUGAAUAUGACCUAAAGGGUGACUUACUUAACAGCUAUAUUGAAGGCAAGGGUCCCUUUAAAGUAGAACUUUAUGACUACCGAUUCCUUUUACAUGGCAACUACGAGACAGAAAAACGCGAUGGCAAAUCGUAUCUACAGUUUGGAACUUAUACAGUUAAUCUGGAUGCACAAGGAAAAGUAGUAUAUGACUUAAAAAAUCUCUUCAAUGGUGAUAAGCAAAAAUCUGACGCUGCUCUCAAAAUGAUGAACGAUAACUGGAAAGCAACGGACGAAGCGAUGUGUCAACCAGCCAUGGAAGCAUUUAUGAAAGUAUUUGUGAAAAAUAUGAAUGAUUAUGGAGAUAAAGUGCCAGUUACCGACAUAUUUUCUUAUGAGCAAUGAAAAUGUAACGUAAAACCGAUGUACUGAAAAUGACAAUAAAGGAAAUAUGAGCAACUUAUUGUAGAAACGCAA
Spodoptera frugiperda (fall armyworm) is the source of this 823-nucleotide messenger RNA. RefSeq names its product circadian clock-controlled protein daywake-like. Lineage: Eukaryota; Metazoa; Arthropoda; Insecta; Lepidoptera; Noctuidae. The coding region runs from base 41 to 751 and encodes 236 amino acids. The record is from RefSeq and is a predicted model, not a curated record. The transcript has 5 exons.